AUGACGAGCGGCGACGCGCGACUAUGCCGAGGCAGGCCGCAGGCGAGGCCCCAGACACAGAUGCACCGGCACCCACGCGGCAUCACGGUGAUGCGGCACCGGCAGGUCGUCGCGUCUACGGUGUGGAAGACCGUGGACGAGCUGCGUCCGUGGAUGACGCCGCUGCCGAGGCUGCGCGACGGCGGACCUCCCGCAUUCCGCACCACCACGGAAGCAGCGCGGCGCGGCUCCACACCGGGGGGUAGGGGAAGGCUGGGCAACUGGAUUUUCACUGUGGAAGCUGUUACCUCUGAGAUGUUUGAAGCAGCAUCGGGUAAAGGGUGUAAUAAGGUCCGGAAUCUUGGCGUUCUGCAAAAUGAACUAAUGAAAGAGUUGAAGGGCAAAAAGUUCUUGUUGGUACUGGACGAUUUUUGGAAAACGGAUGUCACAAUGCUAGAUACGCUACUUGCUCCCUUGACAGCUGGGGAUAGUGGAAGUAAAAUACUGGUGACCACUCGUUUUGAAGAUGUUGCAAAAGCACUGCUUGGUGCCCAGAACCUAUUUCCAAUUCCUGAAAUUGAAGAGGACCAGUUCAUCAAAAUGUUCAUGCAUUAUGCACUUGAUGGUGCCAAAAAUAGUGGCCAAGAAUUUAGAGAACACGAAAUUGUGGGGAUAGAAAUUGCUCAAAAGCUAAGAGGAUCACCUAUGGCAGCAAGGCUGGUUGCAGAACAGCUGAGGGGAAAUCUCAAUAUUGAUCAUUGGACAAUGACCCUGGACAGUGACUUGUUAAAAGAUACCAUGGGACCUAUAUGGUGGAGCUACCAACAACUUGAGGAGCAUGUCAGGCAAUGUUUCAGAUAUUGUAUAAUGUUUCCCAGAAGAUAUCAGUUGGAGCGAGAAGAGCUUGUUGACCUGUGGAUGGCAGAAGGGUUUUUGGAGGCCGCUAGUGGAGCAAAAAAUAUGGAAAAUAUUGGUCAUGCCUGCUUUGAUGAUUUAUUGUCACGCUCAUUUAUUCAACCAAAAGAACACAGCAAUGACAUGAGAUACUUCACAAUUCAUGAUCUGUUCCAUGACUUUUUGGAAGAUUGGAGGCCAGAUAUUAAUGUGAGUAGACAUGUUGGAAGUGACUAUUAUAGAAUAGAGGAAGGAAUUGUGAGUGAAAUUCCUGAACCUGAUCAAGUUCGACAUCUCUUUAUUGAGUCCUACAAUGAAAUUGUGUUCCAAGAGCAGAUUUUGAAGCUGAAGAACUUGCGAACUAUAUUUAUGUCUGCUACCACAGAGACAAUGUCUAAAAAAGAUUUGGAACUUCUAUUCAAGAGUUUAAGGAAGCUACGGGUGAUUCAUGUGUAUUAUAAAGAUUAUAAAGACAGAAAAGAGAUCCCAAAAAUUGGUGAUCUGAAACAUCUGCGCUAUCUUAGUCUUUGGCCCGAUGAUGAUGAUUUUUAUGAAUGGACUCUGCGGCCAUACGAAUUUACCAAGCUUUACCAUUUGCAGAAGUUUUAUUGCUCAGCUCCUUGGGUUCUUCAUCCGUCCUCCCAUGAGGAAAUGUGCAGCCUUGUCAAUUUGCGGUACAUGUCUGAACUCGAUAAGUUCGAGAUACCUAAUAUUGGGAGGUUGACUUUGCUCCGAACUCUGGGUGCCUUCACAGUGAGGAAAGCAAGUGGCUAUGAGAUACAACAGCUGGAGCGCCUGGACAACCUUCGUGGCACCCUGGAAAUCAAGGGACUUGAAAAUGUUAGAAGCAGGGAGGAAGCUCGACAGGCCAAGCUAGCUAAAAAGAGUCAGAAAACGCAGCACUUGCUGCACCAGAAUACAGAGACAAUGAUGACUGAAAAUGAUUUGGGACUUCUGUUCAAGAGUUUAAGGAAGCUGCGGGUGGUUCAUGUGUAUUAUAAAAAAUAUAAAGACAGCAAAGUGAUCCCAAACUUUGGUGAUCAUCUGAAGCAUCUGCGCUAUCUUAGUCUUUAUCCCUGUGAUGAUGACGAUGAUGAUUAUGAUUAUGAUCUGACUCUGUCAGGGGAUUUUACCAAGCUUUACCAUUUGCAGAUGUUUUAUUGCUCACGUACUUGUGUUCUUCAUCCAUCCUCCAGUGAGGAAAUGUGCAACCUUGUCAAUUUGCGUUGCAUGACCUUCCAUGAUGAAGAAAUGUGCAACCUUGUCAACAUACCUAAUAUUGGGAGGUUGACUUUGCUCCGAACUCUGGGUGGUGCCUUCACAGUGAGGAAAGCUAGUGGUUAUGAGAUACAACAGUUGGAGCAGCUGGACAAACUUUGUGGAACCCUGAAAAUCAAGGGACUUGAAAAUGUUAGAAGCAAGGAGGAAGCUCGACAGGCCAAGCUAGCUAAAAAGUUACAUCUCAGAGAACUGAUACUGCAAUGGCAAACUGAUAACCAGAGCUCCGAGGAGAACAAGGAUGUCCAAAAGUCAAAGAAACACCGGAUCAGCUGUUUGGGAGCUGGGCCUUCAACAUCCACCAACCAGAUUCCAGAUCCACAGGAGAAAGUCCUGGAGGAACUCUGCCCACCAUACCUAACAUCAAUGCUGAAAAUCAAAGGAUACGGUGGAUCGUCGUAUCCAAGUUGGCUGUCGGAAGAUGAAGGUCCCUACGAGGAGUUGACCGAUGUCCCGAACGACCAGAAGACCCAGGAGGACUUUCCCAACACCCAAGAGAUCCAGAAGGAUGUCCCAGACGAUCAAAAGUCCCCGGAAGCUCAUGAAGAUUACGAGGAGUGUUAG
Molecule: messenger RNA, 2715 nt
Organism: Panicum virgatum (switchgrass)
Lineage: Eukaryota; Viridiplantae; Streptophyta; Magnoliopsida; Poales; Poaceae
Product: putative disease resistance protein RGA3
Exons: 4
Coding region: 1-2715 (904 amino acids)
Biological process (GO): defense response to other organism
Molecular function (GO): ADP binding
Source: RefSeq, a predicted model, not a curated record